Pan troglodytes (chimpanzee) is the source of this 2817-nucleotide messenger RNA. RefSeq names its product TATA-box binding protein (gene TBP). The transcript is spliced from 8 exons. Lineage: Eukaryota; Metazoa; Chordata; Mammalia; Primates; Hominidae. The coding region runs from base 1221 to 2228 and encodes 335 amino acids. Gene Ontology annotation, biological process: DNA-templated transcription initiation. The record is from RefSeq and is a predicted model, not a curated record. Gene Ontology annotation, molecular function: DNA binding.
GGCGGCUUGUCCCUUUGGUAGUUGAAUCCCGCCCAUUCCAAAAAGCGCUGACAGAGAUGUAAAGGGUUUUUUUUGUUUGUUUUUUGUUUUUUUCCCCCUCGAAGAAAACAUUGGAAUUCACCCCAAUGGACAAAAAUUUAAGUCUGACCAUACAAAAAAAUUGUCAGAACUAUGGCGCAACGGCAACUCGAAUAACGGUGGGAGCGUUAAUUGUCCUGGCUAAUAAAAAAUGUAUAUAACAUUUCCUAUCCUUAAAGAGCUCACAACCUCACUGAUAAUAAAAAGUACAAAGAAAACAAGCAGUAUAACAUAUGAUUACGCCACAAUGAACUACAGAAGGGAAAAUCAAGGCGUGCUGAAGUCCCACUAAGAAACAACUGCGCAAAGAGCCAUGUGACAACAGUGCAUGAACUGGGAGUGGCAGAACUUAAUAUAAAUGCAUGUGUAAACACAAGCUGUUUGUUUUGCUUAGUGUUCCUUGUCAUUCUACACGCUUGAAGAUCAGCUAGCGUUCUUGCUGACAGGUAAGGAGGACGCGCUUACUGAGUGCCAAGCACUGCUCAGGCACUGAUUCUGUCAAUCUCUGUCAAUCUCCCGACAGCCCAAGGGUAAGCACUGUUAUCAUUUUUCAAUUUUACAGAAAACAAAUGCGGGGGAGAGGUCAGGUAACUUGCCAAAGGUAACGCCGCUAGUUGCUUUAAACAACAACAACAACAACAAAACACACUCACACAUAUACACACACACGCCAUUUAAAAAUCGAUCUUUCCUACGUCCAGCAAGGGCCAAUUAGAGAUGGCUGUGGCACGGCGGCCCCGCCCCGGAACUCCUCAAGAGCUUUGCCCCUCCUUACCUAUGGAAAGACAGGAAGUGACCUAUGCUCACACUUCUCAUGGCCUCGGCCCUAGUGGGAGCAACUCGCUGAAGCCGAGGGCAGAACUGGCGGAAGUGACAUUAUCAACGCGCGCCAGGAGUUCAGUGAGGUCGGGCAGGUUCGCUGUGGCGGGCGUCUGGGCCGCCGGCUGUUUAACUUCGCUUCCGCUGGCCCAUCGUGAUCUUUGCAGUGACCCAGCAUCACUGUUUCUUGGCGUGUGAAGAUAACCCAAGGAAUUGAGGAAGUUGCUGAGAAGAGUGUGCUGGAGAUGCUCUAGGAAAAAAUUGGAUAGUGAGACGAGUUCCAGCGCAAGGGUUUCUGGUUUGCCAAGAAGAAAGUGAACAUCAUGGAUCAGAACAACAGCCUGCCACCUUACGCUCAGGGCUUGGCCUCCCCUCAGGGUGCCAUGACUCCCGGAAUCCCUAUCUUUAGUCCAAUGAUGCCUUAUGGCACUGGACUGACCCCACAGCCUAUUCAGAACACCAAUAGUCUGUCUAUUUUGGAAGAGCAACAAAGGCAGCAGCAGCAACAACAACAGCAGCAGCAGCAGCAGCAGCAACAGCAACAGCAGCAGCAGCAGCAGCAGCAGCAGCAGCAGCAGCAGCAGCAGCAGCAACAGGCAGUGGCAGCUGCAGCCGUUCAGCAGUCAACGUCCCAGCAGGCAACACAGGGAACCUCAGGCCAGGCACCACAGCUCUUCCACUCACAGACUCUCACAACUGCACCCUUGCCGGGCACCACUCCACUGUAUCCCUCCCCCAUGACCCCCAUGACCCCCAUCACUCCUGCCACGCCAGCUUCGGAGAGUUCUGGGAUUGUACCGCAGCUGCAAAAUAUUGUAUCCACAGUGAAUCUUGGUUGUAAACUUGACCUAAAGACCAUUGCACUUCGUGCCCGAAACGCCGAAUAUAAUCCCAAGCGGUUUGCUGCGGUAAUCAUGAGGAUAAGAGAGCCACGAACCACGGCACUGAUUUUCAGUUCGGGGAAAAUGGUGUGCACGGGAGCCAAGAGUGAAGAACAGUCCAGACUGGCAGCAAGAAAAUAUGCUAGAGUUGUCCAGAAGUUGGGUUUUCCAGCUAAGUUCUUGGACUUCAAGAUUCAGAACAUGGUGGGGAGCUGUGAUGUGAAGUUUCCUAUAAGGUUAGAAGGCCUUGUGCUCACCCACCAACAAUUUAGUAGUUAUGAGCCAGAGUUAUUUCCUGGUUUAAUCUACAGAAUGAUCAAACCCAGAAUUGUUCUCCUUAUUUUUGUUUCUGGAAAAGUUGUAUUAACAGGUGCUAAAGUCAGAGCAGAAAUUUAUGAAGCAUUUGAAAACAUCUACCCUAUUCUAAAGGGAUUCAGGAAGACGACGUAAUGGCUCUCAUGUACCCUUGCCUCCCCCACCCCCCCUUUUUUUUUUUUUUAAACAAAUCAGUUUGUUUUGGUACCUUUAAAUGGUGGUGUGAGAAGAUGGAUGUUGAGUUGCAGGGUGUGGCACCAGGUGAUGCCCUUCUGUAAGUGCCCACCGCGGGAUGCCGGGAAGGGGCAUUAUUUGUGCACUGAGAACACCGCGCAGCGUGACUGUGAGUUGCUCAUACCGUGCUGCUAUCUGGGCAGCGCUGCCCAUUUAUUUAUAUGUAGAUUUUAAACACUGCUGUUGACAAGUUGGUUUGAGGGAGAAAACUUUAAGUGUUAAAGCCACCUCUAUAAUUGAUUGGACUUUUUAAUUUUAAUGUUUUUCCCCAUGAACCACAGUUUUUAUAUUUCUACCAGAAAAGUAAAAAUCUUUUUUAAAAGUGUUGUUUUUCUAAUUUAUAACUCCUAGGGGUUAUUUCUGUGCCAGACACAUUCCACCUCUCCAGUAUUGCAGGACAGAAUAUAUGUGUUAAUGAAAAUGAAUGGCUGUACAUAUUUUUUUUUCUUCAGAGUACUCUGUACAAUAAAUGCAGUUUAUAAAAGUGUUA